This is a messenger RNA of Porites lobata, 669 nucleotides long. Lineage: Eukaryota; Metazoa; Cnidaria; Anthozoa; Scleractinia; Poritidae. The record is from the annotation of a GenBank genome assembly.
AUGCCCCACACACCAAUUCUGGCCAUGACAGCCACUGCCACAGCACAUUACCGGAAUGAAAUAAAAAGAAGUCUAGGGAUGCAGAAUGUUUUAAAUGUGGAAGCAAACCCAGACAGGGAAAAUAUAUUUUAUGAAGUCCAUCCACAAGGUAACCGGGGCGAUGAGAAAUUGAUUACAAUCAUAGAGCCCUUGGCCUUAGAGUUAAAGGAAAAAUUACUUGCAAUGCCUCUCACCAUUGUCUAUAGCAAUCUUGAAACUUGUGGUGAAUGCUAUAGCUACUUUGAACAGGAGCUUGGUCCACAUCAGUUUUAUCCAGCUGGGUCUCCUGCAAUUUUUAGUAAUCGACUUUUUGCACAAUACCAUGCCCAGUACCCUGAAGAGUACCGUGAUAGUUUAGUUAAGAAUUUAGUGUCAGGAACUGCCACUGCACGAGUGCUAUUUGUAACUGUUGCAUUUGGUGUUGGAAUUGAUGUUCCAACUGUUGAAAGAGUUAUACAUAUUGGUGUCCCAUACACCAUGGAAUAAUUUUUCCAGGAAACUGGACGUGCGGGGAGAAAUGGAAGUCAAGCAAUUUCAACAGUAUAUUUUAAUUCCUAUGACAUAAGCAAAGGAAAAAGAGCACUUGAGCUUAUUAUGCGACAGUAUGUUACUGCAAAUUCUUGUAGAUGA